This is a messenger RNA of Ilyonectria robusta, 1050 nucleotides long. RefSeq lists its product as uncharacterized. Gene Ontology annotation, biological process: NADPH regeneration. Gene Ontology annotation, molecular function: nucleotide binding; oxidoreductase activity. NCBI's taxonomy places the organism in Eukaryota, Fungi, Ascomycota, Sordariomycetes, Hypocreales, Nectriaceae. The record is from RefSeq and is a predicted model, not a curated record. Gene Ontology annotation, cellular component: cytoplasm. The coding region runs from base 1 to 1050 and encodes 349 amino acids. The transcript has 2 exons.
AUGGCUCCCCUCGGCGUAGCCCUCAUCGGCGGUGGCAUUUUUGCCAAGCAAGAGCACAUGCCCGCCAUUAUGAAAUGUGAAUCCCUAUCGCUCAAGGCCAUCUACUCUCGCUCCCUCAAGUCCGCCCAAGACACCGCCGCUCUCUAUACGAAGGGCGAAGCCGCCCCGGGCCUGUACUCGGCCGACGCGGACAAGGGAAACGACUACGCCAGCCUGCUCCUCCGAAAGGACGUCUACGCCGUCAUCAUCGCAUUGCCCAUCGUUAGCCAGCCCGAGUUCAUCAAAGCCGCCCUCGCUGCCGGCAAGCACGUGCUGGCCGAGAAGCCACUCGCGCCGGACGUCAAGACGGGCCGGGAGCUCAUCGACUACUACCGCAGCGUCUCGCAGGAGAACAAGGUCACCUUUUCCAUCGCGGAGAACUAUCGCUUCGUGCCGAGCUUUGUCUACGCUGCCGAGGAGGCAAGGAAACUGGGCAAGGUGAACCACUUUAGCGUCAAGAGCUUCCAUCUCAUGCGCCAGGACACCAAGUGGUACGGCACCGAGUGGCGGCGCAAGCCCGAGUAUCAGGGCGGUUUCCUGCUGGACGGCGGCGUUCACCAGGCGGCAGCCACACGACUGCUGCUGGGCAGCGACGCGAAGCCGCAGGUGGUGCGAGCCGUGACCAGCCUGGUGCAGGCACACCUGCCACCCAUCGACACGGUCAGCGCCAUCAUCAAGACGGCGUCCGGCGCCAACGGCACGUUUCAGCUGUCGUGCGGCUCGCAGCUGAGCGCGUUCGAGUGGGAUCUGGGCUUCGAGGACGGCAGCGUCACGGUGCGCGGGGAGACGGUAACGGUCAAGCGCGUCGACGGCGAGGCGAGUGUCCGCGAGUUUGAGCGCACGAGCGGCGUGAGCGCCGAGGUCACGGCGUGGGCGGCGGGGCUGGUGCGCGGGACGCCCGACGAGCUGCAGGCGCCGGAGCAGGCGUUGGCGGACCUGGAGUUUUUGGAGAAGAUGUUUGUCAGUGGCGAGCAGGACGGCGCGCCGCAGACGUAUGAGCUGCAGUUGUAG